AUGGAAAUGCAGGAGCUCGAAUUUAUCAUCCACGCAGACGGGCGGGUCGAGGAGCGCGUGCGCGGCGUCAAGGGCGCCAACUGCCAGGAGAUCACCGCCAAAAUUGAGUCGGCGCUGGGGGAGGUGUACCAUACUGAGGCUACCGAGGAGAUGUACGAGGUUGAGGUGCAAAACACCAACGAGAACACAAACUCCGCUGACGAGCGGCUUGCGAGCGCCGGGCCUCCCUUCGAGCGCGGUAAAACGAGUCCUGCCUCGCGCUACACGCAAGCCGUGAGCGUCCUUGUGGGGCUUGUGAAAAUGUGA
Emiliania huxleyi CCMP1516 is the source of this 306-nucleotide messenger RNA. RefSeq lists its product as hypothetical. The transcript is spliced from 4 exons. The record is from RefSeq and is a predicted model, not a curated record. Lineage: Eukaryota; Haptophyta; Isochrysidales; Noelaerhabdaceae. The coding region runs from base 1 to 306 and encodes 101 amino acids.